AAAACUUAAAACUAUAUUAAAAAAAUAAAUCAAACUUUAAUAAAACCAUAACAAAUUUAAAGACAAGAAUUUCUCCUGAAACAAAAGAAGAAAGCGUUUUUCUUCAUCUAAAUACAAUAAUAAUACACCGCCAGGAUGUGUCAGAAAUGCUGACAUUUAACAGCUGGCAUAUUAAAUUUUGAAAAUGAAUAUUAAUUUUUCUUGUUAUCAUUGUAUUUGUUGUUGUCUAUCCGUUUGUCGUAAAAUCAACAGCCAUGGAAAUCUAUUAAAGUGAUGAAAAUCUAAAAAAAUUGUUUUUUUCUUAAAGAACAACAAACGCAUAGUUUAAUUUGUGUUAGAGAGUUUUGAAUUACCUUCAUAGGGUUUAUACAGCAGCCCUAUAUUUGUUUUAAAUUACAUGUCGUUUUGUUGUAGUUUUGUUUGAUUGAUCACAAAUUAAUGAAAAAAUGGCGUUAAUACAACGAAAUUUAUGUUUCAUCUUAAUGCUGAUACUACAACUGACUCGUCUGGGAGGCGGCAUGAAAGUUUCAUUCUUUGGCGAUGGCUACAUAUCGAUGCCGCUGCAGGAGGCAAAAAUGUCUACAAAUAUUCGUGUUAAAUUUCGCACACAUCAAGAGAAUUCAUUUCUGUUUAUGGCGCAUGGGCGCACCGAUUAUUGUCUAAUGCGUUUGGAGACUGGAGCCAUUAGUUUCACCUACAAAAUAGAACGCAAUGUGGUGCAGUUGCGUUCACCUAAAAAACAGAAGCUUAAUGAUCUGGAUUGGCAUGAUGUGGCCGUGCAGCGGUUUGAAAAUAAUAUUACUUUGCAAGUGGAUGGCACGAUUAUAAGGAAAACGCUGCCGCCAGAGAUGGGUGCUUUAAAUGUACAUUUUGGUACGUUUUUAGGUGGCCCUGGGGAGUACUCACCGGAAUUUAUAAGUGAACUGGGUAGUUUUCGUGGUUGUAUAUCAGAUGUAUUUUACAACAAUAUCAAUAUCAUAAAAAGAGCUAAAGAGGGCACAGGACAUACCGACAGCAAACAAGUAUCAUGGACCUGUAGCUCAGAGUUUGAGGGAACAGCUAAGGAUAGCAUAAGUUUUCUAAACAGUGAUUCAUAUGCUCUAAUGUCCAAAGAGUCACAGGCUACUGGAGAAACAUUAUUUUUAAAAUUCCGCACCAUGCAGGAAACGGGUGUAAUCUUUUAUAAUGGUGGCUUUGAUUUUGUUAUGCUGGAAAUAGAAAACAAACAAUUAAAUUUCAAUUUCAACAAAGAAGGCAGUUUAAUCAAACUAAUAGCCAAUGAAACGGUUUCAGAUGGUAGAUGGCAUAAAUUGAUCUUGCGUUACAAUGCCGUAAUGGCUGAAAUGAUUUUGGAUGAUAAAAUGUAUCGGGGCUCGCAUGACAAUGAUACUAAGGCCACUAUAAAUUUGGAGAAAAGCGUUUUCUUUGGUGGUGUUCAGGAGGAUAUGCGUAGACGUUUGUGGCAUAAGGGUUUGCGUAUUAAUGAUCACAGUUUUAUGGGUUGCAUGAAGGAUAUACAAAUCAAUAAUUUGGAUUUGGGUUUUCCACAAAUGAAUAAGUCCCAGCAUUUGGCCUUGAAUUGUAUAUGGAAAUAUCCGUGUGUGGAGUAUGAGCCGUGUCUGAAGAGUGGCUAUUGCAAUCAGUAUGGUGUGGAUGAGUUUAUAUGCUAUUGUGAUCAGUCGUAUUGUAUUAAAGCAGAUUUUCAGGGACCUUUUAAGAUUUUCACUGAAAUCAGUCCUACUGUAGAGCUGUUAUAUGUCUCCCCCGUGGAGCUGUUGGAAGGUGGCACUGUUUUCCUUUCACCCCACUUCUUGGAUGUUCUUUUGGAUACUCGAAAAACUUCGGGAGUUUCUGAUUCUUCCAUAGUCUUUCAUGUGGUGCAACAGCCACGUUAUGGCCAACUGUUGCAAUUUUCUCCAGAGAAAAAUAAUUUCGUUACUUGUCGCACUUUUAAUCUGGUAGACUUGUCCACCGAUAAAGUCAAAUAUGUGCACAAUGGCAUGGAAAAUUUCAAUGAUCAUGCCACGCUGGACAUGCAAAUCUAUGGCGACAUACACAAGGUACCCGAAAACCUGCUGGGCAAACAUCGUUUCAUGCUGCAUGCCAAUAUUACACCCAUCAAUGAUCCGCCUCAGCUUAAAAUACCAGCCAAUAAGAUUUUACGUGUUAUUGAGGGCAUUGAAAAGAACUUGGAUAUAGAUUUGUUUAAUAUACAAGAUCCCGACAGUCCGGCCAAUGUUUUGGUGUACACCAUCUUACCCUCAACAAAUCCUCAAGAGGCUUAUGGGCGAUUUAUGGUUAAUGGCCAAUCGACUAUGACUUUUUCCCAGAACGAUGUCAAUAUGGGUAAAGUGACUUUUCUAUAUAAUGCCACCACUUCGGAGACUUUCAGUUACAAAUUGCUAAUGCAAGUAUCGGAUGGUAUGGAAACCAGUGACACUGUGUUUCUGUCUGUUUCUGUACAUCCCAUGGAAUUGGGUUUGGUUAACAAUACCGGUCUUAUAAUGAUACAUAAAUCUUCGUUGCUUAUAACACCCUCGAAUUUGUCCAUUGGCACUACUACGGUGGUGGAAAAUAUUGAUAUUCGUUAUGAUAUAGUUAAGGCUCCACAAUAUGGUUCCAUACAAAGACUGAGGCAAGUAGAUGCCACCUGGGUUAAUGUGGACUGGUUUAGCGAUAGUCAAAUGCUGCUGGGUCACAUACGUUACGUGCACAAUCAUGAUUUGCCCUGGCAAGAUGAAUUUAAGUUUAUUGCCUCGUAUGGUUUUAUUACUACGCAAACAUUUGAUUUUCGCAUCAUCUUUACACGUCUCCGCAUAAAUUCCCGAAAACCUUCUCUGAUAGCAAUAAAUGGCUCCAGUGAAUUUAUAUUAACCAGUGAUGUCUUGUCCUAUGAAACGGUGCCAAUUGAGACGUUUCCUCGCAAUAUUAUUUAUAAAAUCUCCAAUCCCACCAAAUAUGGCAACAUUUAUGUGGAGGGAUCAAGGAAAUUUGCCAAGGAAAUGGACUCCUUUACCCAACUGGACAUCGAUAAGAAUCGCAUACGCUAUAAAACACAUCACAGUUCAUAUUCCAGUUUCUCCGAUUACCUAGAAUUCAUAGUCUCCGUGGCUGAGUGUGAUGAUGUGGUGGGCCAAUUGAAAAUCAUGUUUACUCCCCUAGAAGAAUUAACCAAUAAAAUGUCCUACCAAACCCGAGAAAUACUACAUGUCCAGGAGGGCGAUAGAGCUUUAAUAACAAAAAAUCAUUUUGAAAUACGUUUUAAUAUCUAUGAAAGUCUGAAAUUUCUGGUGACCUCUAAACCGGAACAUGGUGCCUUGUGCCGCUAUGAUGAAAGAGAUAUGCAAAAUGUUUGGACCAUUAUGGAGUUUACUUUGGAACAAUUGUUUUUAAAUGAAAUUUACUAUUGCCACGAUGACACCGAAUCCACAGAGGAUACUUUUGAUUUGCUAAUUUUAUCUAGUGAUGAUACGGAUUUACAAUUUGUAUCCAAUAUAGAGGUGAGAAUCAAAUUGAAGAAUGAUAAUCCACCUUAUCGUACGAUGGAGCGUAUAUUCCAUGUUAUGCGUGGCGGCAUACGUACUCUAAACACUGAGGUUUUGCAGUAUCUAGAUUCUGAUGUUAAUACUAACAGUUCGGAAAUUCAUUACAUACAUAUAUCCUGUACAAAUGGAGCGUUUUAUAAAUCGGGACAUUUUGUGGACAGUUUCACCCAAGAUGAUAUAGCCAAUCGUCGCAUAAUGUUUCAGCAUAGUGGUCCUGAUGUGGGCACAGCCUCCUUUAUUGUUUCUGAUCGCCAGCAUGAGGUUAAUGGUAUGCUGGAGAUUCAUGCCUCCGAUGCUUUUGUUUCCAUGUUACCCACCAAUGCCACCAUAGUGCAGGAGGGGAAAUUUGUGAUCUUAAGAAAUAAAGAUUUCAUAUUGGAAACCAAUUUGGAUAUGAAAUUGGAUGAGAUCUAUUAUGAGAUAACUAAGCCGGCCUAUGGUAUUGUCAAAUAUUUGGGUAGACCGAGAGGUAAUGAAGAUUCUUCGUCCUCUUCAUCAGCGACACUGCAUUAUAAGUCUUCGAACUUUACAUCCUUGAAUAAUUUUACGCAUUUGGAUAUUGAGAGAGAUCGUUUGGUGUAUUGGAAUACCGAACCAGCUACCAUGGAUAAAGUGAGAUACCGGGUUCAUAUAAAGAAUAUCACAGCCGAGGGAGAAGUUAUGUUCCGCAUAUAUCCCUCAGCCUAUUGGGAGUCUUUGCAGGUGAAGAAGAAUCAAACUUUGUAUGUGGAGGAGUCAACAAGUGUUUUGAUUUCCAGAGAUAUUUUAGAGGUCGUUCAUCCCAACAUCUCUCCCGGAGACAUUACCUUCCUGGUAACCUCCUCACCUUUACAUGGCUACUUGGAAAUGCAAUCCAUGUCCUUCGAUGAUGAAUACAACUGCAAGGUAUUCGAUCAAUUGGCCAUUAACACCGAAAAAAUGUUCUACAUACAGGCUGGAGUUAAUCAAUCCACCGACUAUUUUGUAUUCGAUGUUACCAACGGCAUUACCUGGCUGAGAAUUCUAAUGUUGCGCAUUGUCAUCAUACCCGAAAAACUGUAUAUGCAUUCCAAUAUUAUUUCCGUGGUGGAGGGUAAAACAGUACAAUUGAGUGCCUCCGAUAUACAACCAUUUUCCGAAUACUACAGAGGCAAAAUAUUGGAAUAUAUUAUAACCAUAAAUCCCAGCUCGGGUUAUAUAAUGGCAGCCAAUUCGAAAGUGAAAAGAUUUACACAAAAACAAUUAGAUCAGGGGUCCAUACAAUAUAUACACAAUGGCAGUGAAAAUUCCACAGAUACUAUGACCAUAAUAGCCACGGCUCGUAAUAAGGAGAGUGAACCAUUUGAGCUGGAAUUUUCGGUGAUACCGGUUAACGAUGAACAGCCUGUGGUGGUAACAAAUACAGGUUUGCAAGUGUGGAAUGGAGGGAGAUAUAUAAUACGUUACACGGAUUUAAUGGCUCGUGAUUAUGACACACCCGCUGAGAAUCUCACCUUUACUAUUAACCACAUUUAUGGUGGUUAUUUGGCAUUUAAAUCCUCACCAGAAAUGAAACUCGAAACAUUUACCCAAAAUGACAUUAAUAAUGAACAGAUUUAUUUCAUUCACGAUUCCAAUUCAAGGCGUAAUGAAAUGUCUUUCAUUGUCUCGGAUGGUUUAUUUAAUACCACCGAACAAUUGUUGAAUAUAGCCAUUAAACCCAUAGAAAUUAUUGAGGAUCGCAAUGAAAAUCUGCAUGUCUUCCCCUUGACCAAAAAACAAAUCUUGCGUGAUCAUUUGCAUUUCAAGUGUUCCGACGAGGAGAGAGAAAUUCACUAUAAUAUUACGGUGCCUCCCAGUCUGGGUCGUAUUGUUAAUGAGGCCUUGGAAACAGAAACGGGUUUGGCUCGUGAGGUAUCGGAAUUUACCCAAAAUGAUAUUGAUAAUGGUCGUAUAUUUUAUGAACAUACUGCCGUCAUUAUAGAGUUUCGCAUAAAUGAUUCGUUUUAUUUUGAUGUUAUUGCGGAGAGAAGUGAUCGUUUGCUGGAUCAAAAGUUUAAUAUUGAAAUAUCUGUGUCUUCGGGAGGUUUAUUGAGAUUUUUGCCAGUUUCCAAGUUAACAGUAGAUGAGGGAGGAUCGGUGCCAAUAAAAUUGGAUUUUUCCAAAAUGUUGGAAUACUUAAAGACCAGAGCGGGAUUAAAUAAUCCCGAGUUGUAUAUAGAGGCUUUUCAAAAGCCCAGUCAUGGCUCUAUAGGUUUAGGCCAUGAAUUUAGAGCCAUGCAAAAGUUUCAUCCCAGUGAUUUCUUUACCAAGAAAGUGUAUUAUAUACAUGAUCAUACAGAUACUUUGGAGGAUACUAUUUUGAUGUCGGUGUAUUUGGAGCAGGGCAACAUUUUCCUAUGCAAUCUCACCAUACCCGUUUCCAUAAAUCCCAUUAAUGAUCAGCUUUUCAAAUUGGUCACCCAUUCACCCCAAAUGACUGUGGUAGAGGGAGAAAAUCGCACCAUUACCCGCAAUAUUCUUCUGACCGAAGACAAAGACACUCCAGCCGAAGAAAUUGUCUAUGAUGUAAUGAGUGGUCCCACUUUGGGGGUACUAAAGAAACUAUCGAAGGAUGGUGAGGCCGAGGAUUUGCUGGCCUAUUCCAAUCAAUUUACCCAGGCCGACAUUAACAAUGAUCGCAUUGUCUAUGUACACUUUGGCACGCCCCAAUCAACAACAUUUUGUUUUACCGUUUCUGAUGGUAAAUUCAAUCCAGCCUAUGAAAUUUUCACCAUCAAGGUGGCUCCCAUUUCCUUGCUGCCAGCCGAUCAGCAAAUGCCUGUGGAAGUGCAACAGGGCUCAACUACGGCGGUAAUGAAACUGCAACAUAUUGGCUUAAGAACCAAUGUCCAACCCGUAAGAUUGGCCUACAACAUCACUAAUUCUCCUUUGUAUGGCAUAAUUGUUUUGAAACAUCAGCCUACCUUGAGGUUUGACCAACUACUCCUGCAGACGGGAGAGAUAAACUACAUGCAAACAAAUUUAAAUAGAUCGAAUGAUACUUUCCAAGUAUCAGCCUAUGUACCGGGCACCAAUUACGCAGCCACCAUAGAUGUUUUGAUGCAAGUGGAACCGGUUAUCAAAAUAACUGAUAUAUCCAUGAAGGGUGUAGGAGAAGGAGAAAAAAUUCGUCUAAUGUCUUUGCUGGUGGCAGAUAAUCCUUUGUCUUUGAAGCUGAACAAAUUUAAUCCGAAAUUUUUAAUAACCAAAAUGCCCACUACAGGACAAAUAAGGAAAAUUAUAAGGAGUACAGGACUGGCGGCAGAUAGUCUAAAUGAAAGACCUACAAAUUCCUUCUCUUACAAGGAAUUGAGAAGUGGCGUGGUGUAUUUUAUACCCUACGAAACUGUGGAGGGAACUUUGGAAGAUGUGGACAGAUUCGAUUAUCAGUUGCAUAUAAAAACGGUGCAGCCUGCCCAAGCCUCGGUGAAAAUUGUGUAUCGACAGGCUGUGGAGGAUAAUGGCACGGUGGCAAAGGCGGACACUGAAUUCUCUUUAAAUUAUGUGGCCAUUAUUUGUGUUCUCAUCAUUUUACUUAUGUGUAUUUUGAUUAUAAUGCUGAUAUUGAAAUUCCGCUAUUUAAAACGCCACAAGGCCAAUAUAUCCAAAGAUCAGCCACCCUCCUUACCCUGUCCACCCGAUCUGACCUCGGUUUCACCUCAACAUCAUCUAACACACCAUCGUCCUCACCACUAUGCCAGCUCGGAAGCGGAUUCUGUGCCAGUCACUGGCAAUUCAACACCUUUGCCCGGUUUCAGUAAUAUACCGCAUUGUAAAAUUAUACCGGUAGAAUCGUAUAAGCAUGAUUAUCCUGACUAUGAUCCAGAUGAAGAUGAAACCGAUGAUCCGUGUGAUGUCCAACAAAUGAUGCUGCCACAACGCUAUAAUCCUUAUCAAUUGGAAAAUGAUACUUGGAGUUCUUCAUGUGAUAUGGCCAAUGAUUUUGGUGGUUAUUCGAGUGUACCGCAAAGUACGGCGCAAGCAGCUUCCGCCACACCGCCCUCGGCGCCGCCUAGUAAUCCUUUGCUAAGGCGUAAUCAGUAUUGGGUCUGAGCAUUAGUAAUGUCUAGCUUAGGUUAAGAAUUUCGUUUUUGUUCAUUGUAAACAGUGCUUUAAAAGUGCCUUUUUAAAUAAUCUACACUACACACGUACUCAUUUUUAAGAAUAUUUACUUAAUUUAUUUUUGUUUUUUCACUUAAUUUUGUUUUACUUAAAUUUAAGAAUUUUAUAACAUGAUCACAAACACAAAACGAUUAGGAAUUUAUA
This is a messenger RNA of Calliphora vicina (urban bluebottle blowfly), 7811 nucleotides long. It is a transcript of the gene kon, whose product is annotated as chondroitin sulfate proteoglycan 4-like protein. The record is from RefSeq and is a predicted model, not a curated record. NCBI's taxonomy places the organism in Eukaryota, Metazoa, Arthropoda, Insecta, Diptera, Calliphoridae. The transcript has 12 exons. Bases 447 to 7598 code for a protein of 2383 amino acids. Gene Ontology annotation, biological process: anatomical structure morphogenesis.